Molecule: messenger RNA, 6664 nt
Organism: Oncorhynchus masou masou (cherry salmon)
Lineage: Eukaryota; Metazoa; Chordata; Actinopteri; Salmoniformes; Salmonidae
Product: fibroblast growth factor receptor 2-like
Exons: 18
Coding region: 790-3330 (846 amino acids)
Biological process (GO): protein phosphorylation; positive regulation of cell population proliferation; multicellular organism development
Cellular component (GO): signaling receptor complex; plasma membrane
Molecular function (GO): fibroblast growth factor binding; fibroblast growth factor receptor activity; ATP binding
Source: RefSeq, a predicted model, not a curated record
GCACUCUCUCCUCGGGCGCACGGAGCAAUAAAGGCUCGUCGUUUCUUUCGAGGCAAAAGCAUAGAAAGAGAGGGGGCCACUGAGAUUUGAUUGGCUGAGGAAGGCAGAGCCAAAAACACUGUGGCCAGGAAACGGCUCGAAUUUCGGGGGACGUAAGGAGGAGAAAAAAUCUAGUAAACCUGACAAAGCGUCUGAGAACAGUACUAGGAUUGUCUGGGAAGAAGACGCUCUGCCGCGAGGGAUCAUAUAUUGAUGGAUUCUAUGUUUUUGGAGAGUUUAUGUUCUUUUUUUACCAAUUAGUUCAUCAUAAAUUGCAGACCUUUCGUUUGGAUGAAGAAUGCGCUCGCUCUGGUACACUGACAUUUGAGUUGACUAGCAACUUGGUGAAGAAGUUUCAGGGACGUAGCUAUGUUUUUCUAGUUAUUUUUCAAGGAUAUGGAUUUAAAUUCGGAUUUUUUAAAGUGCCAUGGAACAACAAUGACUUCGUGAUUUAAUAAUACAUUUUCAGUGAUUUUCUUUUGUUGCUCUUCCAAUUUGGGGAAAGUAAAAAAAAUCGCUGCUUGGCAUUUUUGGUGCAGUGGGGUGAAUUUGCUCCAUCGGGACUAGGCUACACAUUCCUCUCGAUUCGGCACAGGCACUCGCCUCCUGCCUUGUCCAUGCAUGCGAAUCGGAGUUCUUCCAGACUUUAGGUAGUUAUUCGUUCCUUUCCUCAGCCCAGGUGAUUGGGGGAAUUCACAGUGAGUGACAGGCCGGGCAGCCUGCAGUUGAUGGUUGGGUGGAGCCCCUCAGAUGGGAUCAGUGUCCAGGGGGAGGCAGAGCCUGAGGAGGGGGGGAUGGGGGACGGACUCACCCUCCACUAACGGGAUGGCCUCGUGGGCCUGGCUGCUCGCCACCAUCCUGCUGUCCCUAGCAACGGCUACUUUGGCAAGGCCGCCGUACACUGCCGCUGAGGAAGAGGAGGCUACGCUAGAACCUGAAGAGCCUCCGACCAAAUACCAAAUCUCUAAGCCCACCGUGUGCUCGGUGCACCCGGGGGAACUGCUGAAGCUCAGCUGCCUUCUGGCCGGGGAGCCCGGGGCCAUCACCUGGACUAAGGAUGGUUCCACUCUGGGGGCCAACAACCGCACCCUGAUAGAACAGGAGGUUCUGCAGAUCCGCGACGCCACGCCCAAGGACUCUGGGCUGUACGCGUGCAGCACUGUGGGCCCUCAGGGCAGCGACACUCUCUGCUUCAUAGUGAACGUCACAGAUGCCAUCUCGUCUGGGGACGAUGAGGACGACACAGAGCGAUCGGAGGACGUGGGGGCGGACGGAGAGCAGAUAAGGGCGCCCUAUUGGACGAUGUUGGAGAAGAUGGAGAAGAGGCUGCACGCGGUGCCUGCUGCCAACACAGUCAAGUUCCGCUGUGCUGCCGGGGGCAACCCACGUCCUAAGAUGCGCUGGCUGAAGAACAGCCGGCCAUUCCGACAGGAGGACCGCAUGGGCGGGUAUAAGGUGCGUCACCAGCACUGGACCCUGAUUAUGGAGAGUGUGGUGCCGUCAGACAAGGGCAACUACACUUGCCUGGUGGAGAACGCAUACGGCGCCAUCAAUCACACCUACACCCUGGAUGUAGUGGAACGGUCCCCCCAUCGGCCCAUUCUCCAAGCAGGGCUGCCAGCCAACACCAGUGUGCAAGUGGGGGAAGACGCACGCUUCGUGUGUAAGGUGUACAGCGACGCUCAGCCCCACAUUCAGUGGCUGCAGCACAUCCAGAAGAAUGGUAGUCGCACUGGCCCAGACGGACACUCCUACGUCCGCGUCCUAAAGACCGCAGGUGUUAACACCACGGACAAGGAGAUUGAAGUCCUCUACCUCCCCAAUGUCACUUACGAGGAUGCUGGGGAGUAUACGUGCUUGGCGGGCAAUUCUAUUGGGAUCUCCUAUCACACUGCUUGGUUGACGGUGCUUCCAGCCAGUAACGACGAGACGGUGACGGGUCUGAUGUCACCUGACUACGUGGAGAUAGCCAUCUACUGCAUCGGGGUGUUCUUGAUCGCCUGUAUGGUGGUCAUCGUGGUGGUGUGCCGGAUGAGGAAUACGGCUAAGAAGCCUGACUUUGGGAACCAGCCAGCGGUCCACAAACUCAGCAAGCAGAUACCUCUGCGCCGCCAGGUAACAGUGUCAAAUGACUCCAGCUCCUCAAUGAACUCCAGCACUCCGUUGGUCCGCAUCACCACACGACGCAGCUCGGCUGGCCACGACGACCCCAUCCCAGAGUAUGACCUCCCUGAGGACCCACGCUGGGAGUUCUCCAGAGACAGGUUGACUCUGGGCAAGCCAUUGGGCGAGGGCUGCUUUGGCCAGGUGGUGAUGGCUGAAGCGUUAGGCAUCGAUAAGGACAAGCCGAAGGAGGCCAUCACAGUGGCCGUGAAGAUGCUGAAAGACGAUGCUACAGAGAAAGACCUGUCUGACCUUGUGUCAGAGAUGGAGAUGAUGAAGAUGAUUGGGAAACACAAGAACAUCAUCAACCUACUAGGGGCCUGUACACAAGAUGGCCCUCUGUAUGUGAUAGUGGAAUAUGCCUCUAAAGGGAACCUGAGGGAGUACCUACGUGCCCGCAGGCCCCCUGGCAUGGAGUACUCCUACGAUAUUAACCGCUGCUCAGACGAACAGCUCGCCUUCAAGGACCUGGUCUCCUGUACCUACCAGGUGGCACGGGGCAUGGAAUAUCUCGCCUCGCAGAAGUGUAUACAUAGAGAUCUAGCAGCGAGGAAUGUCCUGGUCACAGAAAGCAACUUUAUGAAGAUUGCAGACUUUGGCCUGGCCAGAGACGUCCACAACAUUGAUUACUAUAAAAAGACAACUAACGGUCGUCUCCCGGUGAAGUGGAUGGCUCCUGAGGCUCUCUUCGACCGUGUGUACACUCACCAGAGCGAUGUCUGGUCAUUUGGGGUGCUAAUGUGGGAGAUCUUCACCCUGGGGGGUUCUCCGUACCCCGGCAUCCCCGUAGAAGAGCUCUUCAAGCUGCUGAAAGAGGGCCAUCGCAUGGACAAGCCUGGCAACUGCACCAACGAGCUGUAUAUGAUGAUGAAAGACUGUUGGCAUGCCAUUUCCUCCCAUCGACCCACCUUCAAGCAGUUGGUUGAGGAUCUAGACCGUAUCCUGACCCUGGUCACCAAUGAGGAGUAUCUGGACCUGUGUGCCCCAGCGGAGCAGUAUUCUCCCAGCUUCCAGGACACACGCAGUUCCUGUUCCUCCGGUGACGACUCUGUGUUCUCCCAUGACCCCUUACCAGAAGAGCCCUGCCUCUCAAAGUACCAGCACAUCAAUGGGGCCGUCAAAACAUGAGGCCUCCCCUCCUCAAUCCCUCCAUCGAGCCUGACCUGCCCCUCACCCUUACAACCCUCCCCCCCAAAGAGACACUUCCAUAGAGAGAAACUGAGAUAUACCCCCACGACUAACCCCCUCAAACCACAAACCUCCUGCCCCCCCAAACCCCCUCUGGCUCCCAAUGGACUUUAUUUUUUAUUUUUUUAUUCAACCAGAUAGGCCAUUUGAGAACAAGUUCUCAUUUACAACUGCGACCUGGCCAAGAUGAAGCAAAGCAGUGCGACAAAAACAAACAACACAGAGUUACACAUAAACAAACGUACAGUCAAUAACACAGUAGAAAAAAAUCUAUGUACAGUGUGUGCAAAGACAGAGUGUGCAAAGGACUAACGGACUGGAUGAGACUGGGCCGGUGGCAGCGCUGCUGUUAGAACUGAACACAUUCACCCACGUUUAUACCCAUGUUCAAGGUCUUAAGGAGAGGACAGGGACCCCCUUUCUUGCCGUUUUGUUAUUUGUUCGGUUGUCUUCCACAAGAGUUUGGAAUUUACAACUUGUGCCUUCCAUGAUUCCAUUCCGCUGACUGCCAUUCUAAGACUUUAGUUUGUGCCCAGAGGGAAAAUAUGGACCUUAAUGAACUGAAAAAACAAGGAACUCAAAAAGAGGACAGCAAAAUAGGAAGGGGAGUGAAAGAAGGCAUCAACUAACAAAAACGGUUAAAUAGGAGAAGAGCGCUUACAGACACAGCCUCUUGUUUAUAUUUUGUAAUAUUGUCUUUUUAUCUUCUCUUGAUAAUCCCACACACAUAUUAUUAUUAUGGCGAAAAAAUAAUGCAUAAAUAUAGUGCUGAGUAAAAUUGUAAAUAUAUUCAAAUAUGUAUAAAUAUAUAAAUAGUAUAUAUUUACAGUUAAUUAUUUUUUGUAUGGACUCCAGAAUAAUUCCCCCCUCUCCCGUCCUCCCUCUUUGGGUUUGAGACAGGUGUGUCAUCACCCAGGUUAUGUUUCUGUUCUCUUGUGUUUUUUUAAAGACACAAACACAAGCAUGCACACGUACACACACACACACACACACACACACACACACACACACACACACACACACACACACACACACACACACACACACACACACACACACACACACACCUGUCUCGCUCUCACACAAUGACACAGUGGAGUAUUAUUGGCUUUCAGGGAAAGAGAUAGCAUGUUAAUUUAUUUACUUUUUUAUGAAAUCAAAAAGUUGAAAAAAGAACAAAAAUAGUAAGAAAGAAUUAAUGCUAUUAAUGAUGCUGAUAACAAAGAAUAAAUAAUUCAUUAUUUUUAUUAUGGUCAUUUAAAAGUAUCAGAGGUAACAGAAAUAAAGCUAUUUUUGGUAGUGGGUGUUAAAAAGAUCCUGGUUUCGUACAUUUUAUAUAUAAAUGUGAAUAUUAAGUUACAAUUUAAAUACUGUACAUUUUAUAGUUUGCUAAUCCCUUUCUUAUGUAGAUGAUGCAGUUUCUAUCCAGUCAUUUGACUCUUUCUUAGGUUUGCAAAUGGAAUGAGAUUUCUGGAUAUUUACAGUACAUUCAGAAAGUCUUCAGACCCCUUCACUUUUUUCACAUUUUGUUACAUUACAGCCUUAUUCUAAAAUGUAUUAAAUAAAACAUUAUCCUCAUCAAUCUACACACAAUACCCCAUAAUGACAAAGUUAAAACAGGUUUUUGGACAUUUUUGCAAAUGUAUAAAAAAAUAAGAAUAAAAACAUUAUUUACAUAAGUAUUCAAACCCUUUGCAAUGAGACUCGAAAUUGAGCUCAGGUGCAUCCUGUUUCCAUUGAUCAUCCUUGAUGUUUCUACAACUUGAUUGGAGUCCACCUGUGGUGCAUUUAAUUGAUUGGACAUGAUUUGUAAAGGCACACACCUGUCUAUAUAAGGUCCCACAGUGAACAGUGCAUGUCAGAGUACAAACCAAGCCAUGAGGUUGAUGCAAUUGUCCGUAGAGCUCCGAGACAGGAUUGUGUCAAGCACAGAUCUGGUGAAGGGUAUAAAAAAAUUCUGCUGCAUUGAAGGUCCCCAAGAACACAGUGGCCUCCAUCAUUCUUAAAUGGAAGAGGUUUGAAACCACCAAGACUCUUCCUAGAACUGGCCGCCCUGCCAAACUGAACAAUCAGGAGAGAAGGGCCUUGGUCAGGGUGGUGACCAAGAACCCGAUGGUCACUCUGAAAGAGCUCUAGAGUCCGUUAGGAGAUGGUGGAACCUUCCAGAAGGACAACCAUCUCUGCAGCACACUACCAAUCAGGCCUUUAUGGUUGAGUGGCCAGACAGAAGCCACUACUCAGUAAAAGACACAUGACAGCCCGCUUGGAGUUUGCCAAGAAGCACCUAAAGGACUCUCAGACCAUGAGAAACAAGAUUCUCUGGUCUGAUGAAACCAAGAUUGAACUCUUUGGCCUGAAUGCCAAGCGUCACAUCUGGAGGAAACCUGACACCUCCUUACAGUGAAGCAUGGUGGUGGCAGCAUCAUGCAGUGGGAAUUUUUUUCAGCGUCAUGGACUGGGAGACUAUUCAGGAUUGAGGCAAAGAUGAACGGAGCAAAGUACAGAUGACAACCUGAUUGAUGACAACCUGCUCCAGAAUGCUCAGGACCUCAGACUGGGGCGAAGGUUCUCUUUCUAACAGGACAACGACCCUAAGCACACAGCCAAGACAAUGCAGGAGUGGCUUCGGGACAAGUCUCUGAAUGUCCUUGAGUGGCCCAGCCAGAGCCCAGCCUUCAACCCGAUCGAACGUCUCUGGAGAGACCUGAAAAUAGCUGUACACCGAUGCUCCCCAUCCAACCUGACAGAGCUUAAGAGGAUCUGCAGAGAAGAAUGGGAGAAAUUCCCCAAAUACAGAUGUGCCAAGCUUGUGGCGUCAUACCCAAAAAGACUCAAGGCUGUAAUUGCUGCCAAGGGGGCUUCAACAAAGUACCAAGUAAAGGGUCUGGAUACUUAUGUAAAUGUGAUACUUCCAUUUUAUUUUUUUAUACAUUUGCAAAAGACAUUAACUUGUUUUUGCUUUGUAAUUAUGGGGUAUUAUGUGUAGAUUGAUGGGGGGGGGGGCGAUUAAAUCCAUUUAAAAAUAAGUCUAACGUAAUAAAAUGUGUAAAAAGUGAAGGUCUGAAUACUUUCCGAAUGCACUGUAUAUGAUUGAAAACUACCCACUAGCAAUCUGUUACUUCAUUUAGGCUUAAAGAUUAACACCAGAGGAUUCAAAGCUGAAAAACAAAAGUAUUAAAUCAUUUGUGUUUUUUUUCUUCUAGUGGACCAAGUUUAAGAUGUUUUUUUUGCAAGUGUUCUUGUCACAUUUGAAAAAUAAAAGAUAGAAAAACAA